Messenger RNA from Exophiala mesophila, 1941 nucleotides. RefSeq lists its product as uncharacterized. Bases 1 to 1941 code for a protein of 646 amino acids. The transcript has a single exon. NCBI's taxonomy places the organism in Eukaryota, Fungi, Ascomycota, Eurotiomycetes, Chaetothyriales, Herpotrichiellaceae. The record is from RefSeq and is a predicted model, not a curated record.
AUGCAUUCAACAUUCGUUUCACCACCUCUUAUCCUUUCUUUGGGCUUGCUAACCGUGGCAUCUGCCCAACAGCCAGGAUUUGGCGGUGGUUAUGGCGGAGUUUGGGGGGACUGGUUCCAUAAUGGAGGACCGCGGAUUCCUGCUACCAAGCCCUGGACCACGCUUGCUUCGACCACCAGUGUCAGCACAGGGUUGGCUUCUUCUUCAACUUCGUCGUCCACUGAGGCCGAGGAGUCUCCCACCACUACAUCCUUGGCUGAGACGACGACCAGCAUCUCCACCAUUUCUUCAACAACUCCUGUGAUCGUUCUGCCAAGUCUGACCACUUCUAUACCUGGUAUUGGUACCACCUCCACUUCCAAAUCGACUUCCCAGUCAAGAUGGAUCGAACUCUCACCCGAGUUUCUGACCGGCUCAGCAAGCCAUCCCCACUGGGUUGACUGGGUUCCAACCACCUCUGCCGGGAGCACCACCAAGUCUACAACUGUUUUUUCUGACGUUCCUACAACAUCCCCAAGCGAGUCACCAACGCCAGUGACAACCUCUAGCUCAAGCGUGUCCGACUCUACAACUGAGCUAACAAGCACUUCCUCUCCCGAGGUUUCCGCAACCUUCUCCACCGAGGUCUCAUCAGUGUCUAGCUCUACCUCUACACACCACUUUUGGGGAGACUGGACUACCACAACAUCAGCCGAAGGCGUUCCUGAGUCUACCACUGUCUCAACAACCAUUGUCUCCAUCACACUCCCUGUCGAGUCAACUCCCACCACUGUAUCCACCCCAAGCUCGAGCUCAACACAUCAUUUCUGGGGCGACUGGACCACCACGACUUCUGUGGAGGUCUCACCAGAAUUCACAACCGAGUCCAUAUCCACCUCGAGUUCGGUGUCCGAUCUUGUGUCUCCGACCCCGGUUUUAUCGACGACGACCUCGCUUGAUAUCCCCAUCGAACCGAGGACCGAGUCGUCAGCGUCCUUCACCGGCGGUCUUACGUCCUCACACCAUCAUUGGGACGACUGGGUCACGACCAGUUCUAUCUCAGCUUCCACAACUACAACUUCGGUGGAGGUUUCACCCGAGUUUACAUCUAGUGUAUCUUCCGAUUCCUCUUCUUCGCAGGAAAGUACCACCAGUAGCCACCAUUUCUGGGGAGAUUGGACCCUGAGCACAACCUCGUCAAGCCCGACACCAGUGACAACCGAGGAUGAAACUUCCACCACCACAUUAGCAACAUUGUUUACGACAACCUCAGAGUCCUCCACCGCCCCACCUCGAUGGGAUUCAAGUUCUCGCUCCAGGAGCUGGAGUAAGAGCUUUAGCCAUUCUUUUUCCAAGACGACAAAGACUGUCCCAGAAAGUACAACUACCACUGGUGUUUCAUCUACCACCUCAUCCACAAGCAUUCAAGUUGAACCAACCCAGCCAACCUCGACAAGCGGCACUACCACUGUCAGUUCAACUGCAUCCACUACUUCUCACGUAACUGCUUCUUACACGACCGACAGCACCACAACGACCUCUGCUGCCACCACCUCAACCAGCGCUAGUACCACUAGCAGUUCUUGUGCUCCCACCACCGUCACCCUUAGUGCAACCUGCCCCGCCGCGGAGACGGAAACGGAGACGGCAACCGUCACAAUCAGUGGCAGCGCCAGCUGCCCGACCUUCCCUAGCGGACAUGGCGGACAUGGCGGGCCGGGUGGGCCGAUCAUUGCCACUUCCACCGUUAUUGUCACCGAGACCGGAUCGACAGUCACAAUUGAUGGACCUACCGUCACGAUCCCUGCAACGACCAUCACCCUCCCUCCGCAGAUCGUCACUAGUAUAUCUACCGUUUGGCACACUCAAAGCAAGACUAAGAUCGGCACGGAAUACUCCUUCGUCACCAGGACCGCCACCGUCGCACCGUGGGGUCGAGGCCGCUAUCACUGGGGUUGGUAG